AUGUUCUCGUUACCUCAAGGGUCCUCAUCGGGCUCCCAAGAGGGUACAACUGAGACCAAUACCAUUGCCUUACCAAUGCUCACGCGCGAGCACGUCCUCGUCGUUGAGAUCUUUCUCUUCCGGAACCGGAACCUCUACCUUCUGGGCAACUUCGAACGUCUGAAGCUUCUUCUGCAUGUCGCCGACGCCUGGGAUUUUGAUGAGGCGCGCGACUAUGUGCGUGUACAGCUUCCUCGUUGCGCUCAGUGGAGCACCGUCAUCCAGCUCACACUGGCACUUCGGUACCAUGAGGAUGUUUGGUUCCGCGUCGCGUUUGAGAUGCUGGUAUGGCAAAAGGCGUCAGAUCUCUUAGUGAACGAGCGCGAGAUGUUGGGACAUGCUAUGCUCCGCAUUCUGGACACAGCACGUGAAAGCAUCGACGAUCACCGCAAGAUUCUAGCCUGUUCACGGCUCCCGUAUAUGCCAGGACCUGAGUGCAGCAAGCCGGCAGGCCAGUGCGAGGCUGUUCUGGCGCAAGCAUGGUCAGACGUUGGGCCGAAUAUGCUCUGCAGUCCUGUUGGAGCUAUACGUGGCAGGGAUAUUGUGGAAAAGCUGGAUCAGAUACUCACGAGUCUCACGGAGAUAUGUGGUGGUUGUCAGGUGCAUUCCUUAGACUACAUCCGGAUGCGCCGGCAGUUCAUUCGGGAAGAUGAGAUUCUGGAAGAUUGUGUGACGGAGGCUUGGAAGCUUUAA
Peniophora sp. CBMAI 1063 is the source of this 732-nucleotide messenger RNA. Lineage: Eukaryota; Fungi; Basidiomycota; Agaricomycetes; Russulales; Peniophoraceae. The record is from the annotation of a GenBank genome assembly.